Messenger RNA from Knipowitschia caucasica, 603 nucleotides. The record is from the annotation of a GenBank genome assembly. Lineage: Eukaryota; Metazoa; Chordata; Actinopteri; Gobiiformes; Gobiidae.
AUGUUGUCACCUCAGACUAUUCUGGACUUCUCACUGAAUGGAGAUUCAAGGGCCGGUACAGACAAAAAUCUCCAUUUCCAAGACUACAACAAACUGACCUCAUGCCUACAGGUGAAGAAACGAACUCCAAAUUGUCUUCAGAGGAACCCAACAGUGAAGGCACAGGACCAGAAGCUGUCAAAACCCUAUUGGAUCUCCUACCAGGACACCAACUACAGGCGCUCUAUUCCAGCUGAAGAGCGCCUGUCCAUCUGUCUGUGGUUUCUUGCCACUGGGGACUCCUACAGGACCAUUGCGGGGAGCUUCAGAGCGGGCAUAUCCACCGUCUCCAUGCUCAUCCCAGAUGUGGUGGCAGCCAUCUGGGACUGCCUCGUGGAGGAGUUCAUGGCUGUGCCUGGAGCAGAGGAGUGGAGAUCCAGCGAUGGAGGCAUCGUGUCCAACUCUGCCUUUGCCCGAGCCGAGGCCCUGACCCAGUGCUCCGCGAACAGAGCAAUCAUCCCCUGUUACCAUCCAAUCACCCAGACUCCAGACGCAGACAUGUCUCAUACCACAUCUGCUACAGCUUCAAUCUCACCCCCCAACCUGCUGUCUGCCACCUCAUAA